UGGUUAGUAAUUCCUACUGAUAAUUUCAGUCCAGAAUCCACAAAUACAAUCCUAAACCUGAUCCUAAUCCCUGCACCGACUACCAAUCGUAAGGGAUUAGAUUAAGGAAUAAAUUCUCGUGGAUUCGGAGGAUGGAAUUUUAUUUUACAAUGACCAAGCUGAGCGUGGGAAAAAAUUAUGAAUCUGACAUAAUCCAAGAUUCCAGGAAGAUACUCUCCUCGAAAACUCAUUCACAAAGGACAUUUUGUGCGUGGAAAUUGUACUAAAUCUGUUGUAAACGAUUUUUUUCCUGAACAAUGUCAUUAUUUGAUGCUACAGUAAGCCAAGUUGUCAAAGAUGUUUCCCACGACACGUUGGUACCUGUGCGCAAUCGUUGUGCGGCAGAUUAUUGUAAACUAAUGUCCUUGGUGGAACGCAAAACUCGCUGUUGGCACUUACCAUGGAAGUCAAAAUACAAAUAUAUUCCUGCCGAGACAACAUUGAAUGAUAUUUUGACUAAGGAAGUUGAUGUGAAAAGUCACUUUUGCACAUCAGUAUUGUUUAAAGAUUAUGCAAGCACACCCUCCUUUCAUAAAGCUGGGAAAAUCGGUGGCAAGAUUGCUGAAGAAUUUGAUGUGGAUGUGAGCAUUAACGAGACAAUGCAAGUCUCGUUAAAGCUUGGCGAUGUCAUCAAGCGGGAAGUUGUGUGGCAAGAGCUAUACGACUGUGUGAAUGGUAAAGCUGCGAAAGGUGAUCAUCCAUUAUUGAAGACAAUCAAAAGUUCUACAAAGAAAAGUUUGUUUUUGAUUGGCAUGGUUGUUACCUCAGGAGUUAUAACAAGUCUGGAUAAAGAAACAAAAUUUGGUGGUGAUUUAGGUGGCACGCCUCAUGUUCAGUUAACAUUGAACAGUGAUGGCUCAAGUGAUGCCAAACAGCACAGGCAAUAUACCAUACCACCUGGAACAACCCUUGCAUAUUGUUGUUAUAAACUUAAAGUUGGAAAUGAUGGUGUUUUGAACCUCCAGCUUCCAGAUGACCUAACUGACGCACCACUUCCAGCUAAAGAGAAAAUCUUUGAAGUGGAAAGUAUACAGCAAGCCUUGAGUGGGUUACUUACAAAUGAAGCUAACGAUGACCUGAUCAUAUUGCUGAGAAAAAUUCUAAAUUGUAGACCAGCAUGUGCAUUCAAAUUGAACAUUGUUGUUGAAAAUGCCAUAGAUAUUUUGCAAGGAGAAUCUGUUCUAUGCACAAUUACAAUCCCUCAUUUGAAGAAAAUAUUCACUGAAGAUUGUUUCCCAGACUGUUUCAAGUUCCUAGAAAUUGCUGGUGCUCAAGUUGACCAGGAGAAUAACAAGCUAGUUUUUCCAGAAGACAAACUAGAUCUGUUGAUAUCUCUCAAUCUUUUGUUGGACUGCUUAUCUGAAAUGGGCAAUUUCCAAAUCCAGAUACUCACAGAGUGUGAUAUCUCACAUAGAGAUGGCAUACUUUCAGCAUUACAAAAAGCCAUAGAAUCAGCAGGUUCACCUGAAAAUGCUAUCGAUUUUUCGGAUUCUUUUACCGAAGAACACGCUGUGGCAAGAUUCCUAAGAAGCCUUGGUCUGGACCUCGUUAGGAAGGACUCCAGCUUACAUGUGGAAUAUUUACCUAAAUGUCAGUCUGCCAUGCAACUAAGAUCUUCGGUGGUUGCUGUGCUUGGCAUGUGUUCAGUAUAACUGCAAGAACUGAAUUAUGACAAUGGUUGCAUUAUGACAAUGGCUGCAUUGGCCACAUUAUUUACUAUUCAGACGAAUACCGUAUGUAUUUUAGCUUAGAUGAUUUUAAAAAUCGGAAAUUCAAACAGUCUUUUUAACACAAUAAUUUUUUUAUUCUAAAAAUAUAAUUUCUAAAUCAACAAUGAUUUUAUCCUCAAUAGCUGUACAUUAUCCUUAAGCAUUUAAAUUAGCAUUAAGAAUAUUAAAUAUCUAUAAUACUUUGUUAGAUUGUAAAAAAUACCUUUUGAAAUACACAGUAUUUUCAUGUUGUCCAUUCAAGCUUCCUGCAACUGUGGUGCAUGCAAUCGUUCAUCAGCAUGCAUGUCCAUUGC
Dendronephthya gigantea is the source of this 2062-nucleotide messenger RNA. RefSeq lists its product as uncharacterized. Bases 297 to 1691 code for a protein of 464 amino acids. Gene Ontology annotation, biological process: programmed cell death. Gene Ontology annotation, cellular component: cytoplasm. Lineage: Eukaryota; Metazoa; Cnidaria; Anthozoa; Malacalcyonacea; Nephtheidae. The record is from RefSeq and is a predicted model, not a curated record. The transcript is spliced from 7 exons.